Molecule: messenger RNA, 1557 nt
Organism: Rotaria sp. Silwood1
Lineage: Eukaryota; Metazoa; Rotifera; Eurotatoria; Philodinida; Philodinidae
Source: the annotation of a GenBank genome assembly
AUGUCGAAAACAUCUAUUGAAAGUUUAUCAAAUGAAUUAUUUAAUGAAAUAUUCGAUUAUCUUGACGGUAGUGAUAUCUACCAAGCAUUUUCAAAUCUCAAUCAUCGUUUUCAACAAUUUCUCAAUUCUUCAUCAUUUCCAUUGAAAAUUACAGUUAAUUCAUCAUCUUAUAAAUCAUAUACGAAUACGCAUCAACAACUUUUAUUUAACACUAAGCAUCGAGUCAUUUCCUUACAUUUAAUAUUACCAUUACAAAACAAUGAAUUUUUCUUAUCAUAUUCAAUUGAUUCAUCAUUUAAUUGUCUUGAAUCACUUGUACUUUUUAAAAUUUCACCACCUAUACUUUUAUUACUUCUUACUAAUUUAACUUGUCUACCACGACUUUUUUCAUUAACUAUCGAUACACAAUGGACGUUUGAUGAUUUAACAGAAGUUUAUCGAUUAAUUUUUGUUUUACCAAAAUUAAAAUAUAUGAAAUGUUCAGCAAGAGGAACUGUCUUAUCUAUGUCAUUACCAAUUGCUAAGAAAGAACGAUUAACUAAUAUUGAAUAUCUUGUGAUUAAUCAUUCUUGUACUUUUAAUCAAGUUUCUACUAUAAUAUCUUAUACACCUGAACUUUAUCAUCUAAAUUUAAUGAAAUCCUAUGAUAAUUAUUUUAAUAAUGAAAUGAUAUUACCAAUGAAUUUAUUCAUUUUACGUGCUACUCGUUUGUACGAACGAGAUUAUCUUGAUGCUGAUCGAUGGCAACAAUUGAUUGAAGAUUAUUUACCAGAUUUAGAAGAAUUUUAUUUACAAUAUCAUGAAAAAGUUGAUCCUGAAGCUGCAAUGUCUAAUGCUUUACCUUCAGAUAACUUUCGUUCAUUAUUUUGGAUUGAACGACAAUGGUUAAUGGAUGUUGAAAUGAAUUCUUUGAAAAUUGUCUGUUCAAUUCGACCAUACAGAAAAAGAUGGUACGAUAUAAAUUCUUCCAUUGAACUUUCAAAAUCUACUCAACUUACUGUUUGGAGUGUUCCUGAUGAUUAUUAUUAUAGUGGAUUAUUAAAGUUAACUAUUGGUGAAAUUUUAACAAUAACACAAAUUUAUCAUUUGGAAAUUUCUGAACCAAAUAUUUGUUCUACUGAAUUAAUCGAAUUAAUUGAUAAAUUACCUGGACUUGAUUCAUUAAAAAUCUUUUCUUUGAAAUUAUUAAAAUCAAUAUUUGUCGCUUUCUACGAACAUAAACUUUAUUUGGCAGCAAAUAAAAAUAAUAUCACCAAAGUUUAUCUUUUCAAAAUGAAUUCUAUAGAAGAAGUUUAUUUUCUUAUAAGAUUUUGCCCUCGUAUAACAUAUCUCAAAGUUAAUUUGAACAAUAAUGUUGAUUAUGAAGUGUUUCUAAAAGAUCUUUUAAUGAAAAUUAAUAAUGAUGGCAAUCAAUAUCUUCGUUUAUUAUGUCUUUAUAUUCCAACAGCAAACAAUGAAAUGAUUAGCAAAUUCAAAGAUAUGAUCAAUCGUGAGAAACUUCUUCAUUGUUUUACUAUUAAACUUGAAUAUGAUAAUAUAUAUCUUCAAUGGAAAUGA